GAAGAUGUUGGAUCUUCUCGUGCCUCAACGUCAUGCGACUUCCUUUCAUGAAGAAGUUUAAUUUAGAGGAAUUUGAGUUUAGUCAGUCAUACCUCUUUUUCUGGGACAAGAUUGAGCGCUGCUACUACUUCCUGCAUGCCUGUGUGGAGACGGCACAGAGGAACGAACCUGUGGAUGGGCGCCUGGUCCAGUUCCUUCUUUCCAAUCCAACCAAUGAUGGAGGACAGUGGGACAUGCUGGUCAAUCUUAUUGAGAAGUAUGGCGUCAUUCCAAAGAAAUGCUUUCCAGAGUCCCACAGCUCAGAGGCUUCACGUAGAAUGAAUGACAUUCUCAAUAACAAGCUGAGAGAAUACUGCUUGAGACUGAGGAACAUGGUGGCCAAUGAUACCAUAAAACUCGAACUGAAUGAAACCAUUGACAACAUGAUAGAGGAGGUAUUUCGUGUGGUCAGUGUCUGCUUAGGCAGCCCUCCUGAGACCAUUUGCUGGGAAUUCAGGGACAAGGAAAAGAACUUCCACCGCAUGGGACCUCUCACCCCCCGACAGUUCUACAGGGAACACGUCAAACCCCUGUACAACAUGCAGGACAAGGUGUGCCUCGUGAACGACCCUCGGCCGCAGAACCCCUACGGGAAGCUGUACAGCGUCGAGUUUCUGGGGAAUAUGGUGGACGGUAACAGCACUCUGUACAACAACCAGCCCAUCCAGCUGCUGAAGAAGGCAGCAGCAGAUUCUAUCAAAGAAGGAGAGGCUGUGUGGUUUGGAUGUGAUGUUGGGAAACAUUUCCACAGCAAGCUUGGCAUUAAUGACAUGAAUGUAUUCAACCAUGACCUCGUGUUUGGAGUAUCUGUAAAGAACCUGUCCAAGGCAGAGAGGCUGAUCUACAGCGACUCUCUCAUGACGCACGCUAUGAUCCUCACUGCUGUUACAGACAAGGAUGGGAGAGAAGGUUAUGAAAAGUGGAAAGUGGAAAACUCCUGGGGUGAUGACCGUGGGAACAAAGGUUACCUCAUCAUGACGGAUGAUUGGUUUUCUGAGUAUGUGUAUGAGGUGGUGGUGGACAAGAACUUCCUUCCCUCUGAAGUUCUGGACGUGAUGCAACAGGAUCCUAUUUUACUUCCUGCCUGGGAUCCGAUGGGAGCGUUGGCAUAAAGAUAGGAUGACAUCCAAGUUGUAAUCCCGGUCUCUGGUCUGGCUGAUUGGCUUCACUCUGUUCCUUGGCUAAUUUUAAAUCCAAGUUUUCUCUCACAACUCCUCACUAAAGAGCCUGUUCUCAUAGGAAAAUUAAAGUUUAAAUAUUUUUUUUUACUGGA
Molecule: messenger RNA, 1312 nt
Organism: Nothobranchius furzeri (turquoise killifish)
Lineage: Eukaryota; Metazoa; Chordata; Actinopteri; Cyprinodontiformes; Nothobranchiidae
Source: RefSeq, a predicted model, not a curated record